This is a messenger RNA of Bactrocera oleae (olive fruit fly), 1774 nucleotides long. The record is from RefSeq and is a predicted model, not a curated record. NCBI's taxonomy places the organism in Eukaryota, Metazoa, Arthropoda, Insecta, Diptera, Tephritidae.
AUGAUUCCAGCAAGUAAAAGAAAUAUCGGUAAGACCGAGUGUUGUGCCAACCGGAACGGCUGCAUAUCGAACGAGAAGCGUUGCGAUCUGUUCCGAUAUGUCCGUUGGCUUUUGUAUGUAUCAGCGAUACGGCCAAUACCCUUUGACAAAUUUCUGCCGCGCCGCUUUCAUCGUUACAGUGUGCCACUUAAUUUGAUUCUGGAAAUAUUUCUCGAUUUAAUGGUGAUUCAUAUGUUAAUGCUCUUCAUCUUUACUAUUUACUUCAAUUAUGAGAGUGGCGAUUUAGAGUUUUUGAUAAGUGUGGGCUUACAAGCUUUAUUGUACCUUUGGACUACUAUCAUAAAGGUUGUUUUUCGACGUGUAUACCUCGAACUCGUCAAUGGAAUUUUGGAUUUCGUGAAUGAGGAAUACGUAAUUCAUUCAGCUGUGGGUUUUACUUACGUCACCAUGAAAGGCUGCUUGUAUCAGGUCAAUAAAGGCAUAAGAACAUACGUACUCCUCUGUCUCUCGGCUGUAAUAUUUCGAUUCUUUCUACCAAUUAUCUACAACGACCGUACGCUGCCACUGACCUGCUGGUAUCCUGUGGACUAUAAGGCACCGAUUAUUUAUGAAAUCGCUUACACUUUCCAAACCGUGGCGCAACUACAACUAGCGGCUACAUUUUUGGUUAGCAGUGUCUACUUCAUAGCAGCUUGUUUCUUACUCUCCGGACAAUUCGAUAUUCUAAACUGCAGUUUAAAGAAUAUAGUGGCCACGACCUACAUUUAUAUGGGUGCAAACAAAAAUGAAUUAAUAAAAAAAACAUUUUUCUUUCUUCAAUUUGCCGCAUCAAGAGAAUUACGAGAUAAAGAACGUAUGCCAGAUGAGGAGCUCAAUGAAUAUUUUCUUACAGCCGAAUUACCUUUUGAUUUGGAUUGCUUACCUCAUGUACUGAAUCCAACUGAUACCGUAAAGCCUCUGAGUUUUCGAGAAGCCUUUUAUUACGCUUUAGAGUCCUGUGUCAAACAACAUAUUUUUAUAUUGAAUGCUCUGCGUAAAGUGGAGAGCCUAUUUAAUUUAGUUUGGUUGGUGAAGACGUUUGUGGUCACGCUCACUCUUUGCAUGUGCGCCUUUAAUAUAGGCAAAUUAUCAAAAGGCAAAACUUUUCUGCAAGUAAUUUCGAUAAGUCAUUACACGUUUUUGGCGGUCUCGGAAAUAUUUAUGAUUUGCUAUGCCAGCGAGAUAGUCUAUGUGAAUAGUCAACGCUGCGACGAGGCCCUAUUACGCAGCCCCUGGUACUUGCAUCUCCGUGACGUGCGCGCCGAUUAUCUCUUAUUUUUGAAGAAUGCUCAACAGCCGUUCGAAUUCACGGCUGGCAAAGUUUUUCCGUUACGAUUGGAAAAGUUUCGUGAGAUUAUCACAACAUCGUUCUCGUUCUUUACUUUGUUGCGUAACAUGGAUGAACUUGACUGAAAGUUUUUUGUUAAUAAGGCUAACGGAAGAAUUAUAUGCACUACUAUAUUUUAUCGAACAAUUCUGUAGACAAAUGUCUACUAGGGUGCCUAAGUCAGCAAUUCGUAUUUAGAAAUAUUCAAUAAAGCACUAAACUAUUUUACUCACAACGCAUGGAAUAUAAUUUUGAAUAUUCGAUUUUGCUUCUCAUUUAACUUCGGUUCGGUUGAACCGUUGAACUUCCGCAGGCGAUUUGAAUUAUGUUGUUAAAGGUUUACAAAACCAGAAAUCUGUUCUACGGGUAUAAAAACGAAUGGAUUGGUGAUUUAAUGAACUCUUUGAA